CGCAGCUGAGCUUAACCUGCUGCCGCCGCUGCUGCCUUCACCUCCGAAUACAAAAACAACCGCCACCCGCUCUCUUCACCGAACCGAGGACCCACCGAAGGCUGCUUCACCUCGGCGGUUUGAAGCCCCGUCGUCCGUUGAGUGCUCGGCAGUGUCCCGGUCCUGCUUCUCCGCCGUGUUUGUGUUUGUUAGCGGCUGGAAAUGGAGGCGGCUAGCGGGCUGCUAGGUAGCCUGAUAGCGGCGGAGGGGAGCGGCUGAACGGAGCAGACGAGACACGGAAUUGAGAACGCCCAGCCGUUAAAGAGCUCCUGGUCGGCCGGCUGGUUAGCAUGGUGGAGUAGCAAAGGCCGUAGAACCUACGGACGGCUCGCUCUAACCAUGGCCCCGGGCUCGCUGGUGGCGGCCUGCCGCAGCCUGGCCCUCUCGACGUGGCUGCUGUCCUUCUGCUUCGUCCACCUGCUGUGCCUGGACUUCACCGUGGCCGAGCGGGAGGAGUGGUACACGGCCUUCGUCAACAUCACCUACGUGGACCCGGCCACCUCGGAGCUGCGCACCGAGAAGACGGAGUGCGGCCGCUACGGGGAGCACUCCCCGAAGCGGGACGCCAAGGGGGUACUGGUCCUGCCCGCGGCCCCGCUGGACCGCCAGGCCUGCGACCCCAACACCCGAUUCCUGCCGCCCGCCCAGGCCUCGCCCUGGAUCGCGCUGAUCGCCUCGGGAAACUGCACCUACAAGGACAAGAUCCGCCACGCUGCGGCCCUCAACGCCUCGGCGGUGGUCAUCUUCAACGUGGGCUCCGCCAACGCCAACGACACCAUCACGAUGCCGCAUACAGGUGCCAGCGAGGUGGUCGCCAUCAUGAUCCCCGAACCCAAAGGUCGUGAGGUGGCGUCGCUGCUGGAGCGCAACGUGACGGUCACCAUGACGAUCACCAUCGGCACCAGGAACCUGCAGAAGUACGUGAGCCGGACGUCGGUGGUGUUCGUGUCCAUCUCCUUCAUCGUGCUGAUGAUCAUCUCGCUGGCCUGGCUCGUCUUCUACUACAUCCAGAGGUUCCGCUACGCCAACGCACGAGACCGCAACCAGCGUCGUCUUGGUGAUGCAGCGAAAAAGGCCAUCAGCAAACUGCAGGUUCGAACCAUCAGGAAGGGCGACCAGGAGACCGAGUCCGACUUUGACAACUGUGCUGUCUGCAUCGAAGGCUACAAGGCCAACGACGUGGUCCGGAUCCUGCCCUGCAGACAUUUGUUCCAUAAGAGCUGCGUGGAUCCGUGGCUGUUGGACCAUCGCACGUGUCCCAUGUGUAAGAUGAACAUCCUGAAGGCGCUCGGCAUCGCGCUGAACGCCGACUGUCUGGAUGACCUGCCGCUGGACUACGAUCUGGCUCUGGGCGGCGUGGGCGGAGUUGGGGCGUUGGCGCUGGAGGCGGUGGUGUCUGGGGCGUCCAGCGACGGAACGCUGAGCGAAGGCGGCUCCUCCGUGGUUCUGGACCCGGGCGUGAGACGGGUUGGGCUCCCGCAGGACUACCAGGACCCCGACACCCUGAGAGACAGUCCGGUGACCGCCACCACCGACACUCACACAGGUGAGCUCCAGCCAAUGGCGAGCAGCGCCUCGGUGGCGUCAUUCGUCAUCGCCGUGGAGACGGGUCUGUCAGACGAGGAGGGGUCUAUGGAGCCUCAGCUGGGGGACAAGUGCUGAGAGCAGAACCAAACCGGAAUCGGGCCAAAACAGACUUCAGCGGGCCUGAAGGUCCGACAGCGACGAAAACAUCUGAACUAAAUCCGCUCCAAGCUCGGGCCGGGAUCUGGUUCUGGUGACCAAUCCAAACCCAGAACCAGCGUCAGGGUUCCGCUGGGUUCUUGUCUUAGACGUGUACCACACAACGCCAAACUCGCCCACUUGUCUGGACUCCAGGUGGACUCGAGCCCGGCUGGAACCAGGGCUGAGACCUGGAUGGGUUUAAACCGUUUAAUACAGAACCGUUCAUUUUAGGAACCUGAAAGACCCGGUUUGGUUUUUGGUUCCACCGGGCUUGUCCCAUUUUAAAAUGUCUGCCGUCUCGGUUCGGUCCGUUUAGAAAGAAGAAAAAAUAAACCUCCUGCUUCUUUUCAAACGCUGUUGAACCUUUUUGUGUGCAGAUCCUUCAGUUGGGUUUCUGUCAAUGAUCCGGUCCAGGAUCUUGAGGAGUUCUCUGGACCUUUUGUUGGAAUAUUCAGUUCCCUGGUUUCACCUGUCCCGGUUGGUCUGGAUUGUUUGAACAGUUAAUCUGGUUAAUUUAGCUCCUGCUGAUUAGCGUUGUUUCCGUCAGGACUUUUAUUUGAGACGGACGCAGCUGCACCUUCUUCUCCUGGAACUUUGCUGACGGACUCAUGGCAGUGUCACUACAGCAGUGUUGCUCGUUUCCUCUCUUUUUGCCCGUCUUUGUCUUUGUUUUCGUUGGGUUCUUCAUCUUGACGGUGGUUUGGGUUCCAACAGGGUUCCUGGUUUCCAUAACACAGAGCAGAAACGAUGAGUUUAAAUCAGUCUUUCUAAAGGCCACAACAUGGUACUUUAGUCUUACUCUUGCUGUACGGACCAGUCCAGACCAGAACAUGGACGAUCCUGUUGACAAGACGUUGACAGAACGUCCACUAAUUGAACCUUUUCUGUUUUCUCUGUAGGAACCAACAACUUGGAUGUUAACUCAGAGUGACCAUGACGACCCCAACAAUCAAUCGAUUGGUUGUCGAUAUCAGAUUAACCACCAACUGUUCUGAUUAUCAGGUUAUUUAUUUAUAUUUUAACUCUUUCAAAUCUGUGAUUGCAGAUUCUUCAAUGUGAAUAUUCAGGUUUCUUUCCUUCUCUAUGACACUAAACUGAAUAUCCACACUGUUCUUGGCAAUGUUCUGACUGCAGGAACGCUCCCUGUAGAACCUUUAGAACCUCAUUGAGGGCAGCUGAUUGGUUAAAUUCAGAGAGGACAACAUGUUUUCUGUCCUCUCUAAUCACCAUCAGGACCAUAAAGUUCUCCAGAUGGUCCAACACAAUGAACCUCCAUUGUUUUGUUGGUUUGAUCUGGUUGGUUCUGGUCUCUGAGUUAAUAUGUGGAUCUCCAGUGGAAACAGAAAGACUGAAGGUUGAUCCUGUAAACCUUCAUCUGAACAGAGUUUCCAUCCAUCCAUUAUCUCCACACCUCUUUAUCCUCUGUAGGGAAAUCCUCCUGUUGAGCUUUCUUUAAGUCUUUAGGUUCAGUUUUAUAUCAACAUGUCAUGUGAGGAGGAACUUUCUGAUCAUUUCUGGGUUUAAAGACAGAACCUGGUUUCCUGUUUGAAGUCACAGAUCAGAGCUAACGGAUGUAAAGAUGGAUCCUGGUUCUGUUUUUCUGUCCCGACUACUCGUCUCACGCUGCCUUUUUGAAGACACAUUUACCUUCCACCCGACAAUCAUGGAUCGGAGCUUUGAACCUGCUGAUCCUCUCUGUGGACUUAAAGGGUCGGAUCUGCAGCUGGAACACCUCAGCGGCUGUAAACUGGUCAAUCAGCGACACGAGCUGUGAAGAAACGGACACUCGAGCACAGAAUGGCAGCCCAACGUGUAAAUAUAAAUGUACAUUAACCCGAGUUCACCGUCGGACCGCGUGGAGUCGCGUCACGUCGCCGCCGUGAGCGUCCCGAGAGAGAUAAAGAUUGUCGUCUAUUUUGAUACCAGAGGAGACGUUUAUUUUUGUAACGAAGAGACGGAGUUCCUCCCGCUCCGUCUGGAUGAUUCUCAGCGAGGUCGAGUUCCGAUCAGGCACAUUUCAGUGUUGAUUAUUUGUGCAAUUGUACAGUUUGCAGAGGACCUCAACGAAACGAAACCCAAAACUAUUGUGAAAUAUGUGACGGUUCUGGAUGGAAACUGAGAGAAGUGAGCCGAGUGCAGGAGAACCAAAGCUGCACUGAUCCGUCCGGCAAAAUGGGAAUAAAAGGGCGUAAAGUUAAACAGUUGGCUUCUAAAAAGAGUAAAAGUCCUGCUGGAACUGAUGAUGAUAAUGUUUGGGGUAAUUAAGUGAAGAUGGUGCUUCUGGUUCAGGUUCUGGUUCAUUUUCUCUCAGACUCUCAUCAGAACACUUUUAUUUUGUAAGGUUCUUCCUGUUUCUCUGCUGCCUCCUCACGUUGAGGACCAGUUUGUAUUCAAACCAGCAUGUUCGACGGCGAUGUCUCGGCCACUUUUCUUUGAGUAACAGUUUCUUCUUUAUUUUCAAGGAAUUCUUCUGUUUCUUUGAUUAUGUGGAAACAAACUUAAACCUCCUUUGAAUCUGUUUCCGUUUGAGCCGCAGAAACUGAAGCUGGCGUGACACGAUGAUCCGUCACUGUCGGACUCCUUGUUUGCUUUUAACGCGACAUAAAACCGUCAAAGCUGCUGUUUUAAUUUGGUGCUCUUAUUCUGAAAUCGCCUGUUUGUGUUUAUUCAACACGCACUUCCUGCCAGAGAGAAAGCUUUCAGAAGAAUGUUUAUUUUUCAUAUUUUUGGACCCAAAACGGACAUAUUUUGCUUCAGCAACAUGUAAAAUAUGUAAAUUAACAGCCUCACUUCUGUAUUCAACUCGAUCCUCUUUAGAUUUAUAAAUUUAAAUCGACACGUGAGGAAAAUCAACCUUCCCGUGAUAGCAACCGCUAACAGGAUGUUUAAGGUGUUAGGAAGUUCACAUCCAUGAGUUGAGGAACAAGAUUUUAGAAAUUUUGUCGUCUUGAAGCAGAAAAUAGAGAAACUUGGAAUCAGUUUUUUUAUUUUUAUGAAGCUAAAUUAUUCCAAAAACAUUCCAGUUUCCUGUAAUGCUGGACAGAAAUGUGCAAACUAUGACUUCUUGAUGAGCAUCUCAUCAUUAUUGUUGUAAUUAUUCGAUGGCGAGUCCACUUUACCACAUCUUUAAAUUGCAGAGUUUUGUUUCUGAGUUCUGUGGAAAACAAUUCUAGUAAGAAAGACUCGAUUAUGAGGUUUUAUCUAUCAUCUUCCAUCUAUCUAUGUUAGCAUCGGCUAACAGGAAGUUGUAGAUGUUAGGGUUAGUUUCACAUGUGCACUGUUAAUUUUAGCGACAAGAUUUUACAAAUUCUGUCUUGAAGUCGAAAAUAGAGAAACUUGAAAUCAGUUUUUUAUUUUAAUGAAGCAGUUUCCUGCAGUGAUGGACGGGAAUGUGCAAACCAGAACUUCUUGAGGAGCAUCUCAUCAUUAUGCUGUAAUUAUGGGAUGGUGAGUCCACAGUAUCGCAUCCUUAAAUCACGAUUCUAGUAAAUGAGACUGUUAAUUAUGAGGUUUCGUCUCAAACACAGGGAUAACGUAAAGGUUUCGUAGCAACGAGAUAAAUGUAAAAAUGUGAAGAAACAACCAGAUUAAUGACAAGAAACGACUCAAAGACCAAACCCAACUUUCUCUUCUUCUAUUGGCUUUAACAGUCUGAGAAUGAAGCUUUAAGAGAUUAAAGUUAAACUUGGACCAUCGUGUCACUGCCAGUAAUGACUUCCGGUUGGUUCAUCACCUCCCCGAAUGCUGCGUUCUGAUCGGUUGCUCGGCCUCUUUUGUUGAUGCACUUUAAAUUCUGUUACUCUGGAAGGUUCUGGAAAAAUUUCUCCUUUUGUUCCCUUCACGACUCUUUUCUUUACAUCUUUGCUUGUCCACUGUUUUUGUGUGGGGGUUUUUUGCCAGUUUUUCCUCACCGUUGGGGAUAUUUCUGGAUUAUUAUAGAUUCUACUUCUUUUCUGCUGAGAAGAAGUUUUUGGAUGAUGUUUUCAGGUGGAUUUUAAAGCAUUUCAAGGACUCCGCGGGUGUUCGGUUAUAAUUCUUCAAAGGCGGAACUUUCGAUCCUUCCAGAGAAGCUGAGAGACGAUCUGCUGCCAGGACAACAAGGUGCGAUGUCAUGUUCGUUUCUACGGUAUUAACGUGGACUUUGUUUUCCAGAACGUCCGUUUGUGCGAUUUGUCCUGCAACCUUCAUAAACGUGUAAAUACAGGCGGCGUGACUCCAUGUUGUUUCUGUGUUUCAGUUGUUGCACGUGUCCUGAUCCAGGACAGAAUUUAAAUAAAGUUACUGCAAGUUUUUGUUUUUAUUCCAA
Molecule: messenger RNA, 6070 nt
Organism: Amphiprion ocellaris (clown anemonefish)
Lineage: Eukaryota; Metazoa; Chordata; Actinopteri; Pomacentridae
Gene: rnf150b
Product: ring finger protein 150b
Exons: 6
Coding region: 379-1701 (440 amino acids)
Source: RefSeq, a predicted model, not a curated record